AUGUGUCAAAAGUCCAGCUACGAAAAGCGCUGUGAAGACUGCAACUCCAGAGUCAUCAUCCACGUCGUGACCCAUCAAACAUGCAACGGCAAGCCGCCAGUGCACACGACCAAGGCAGAGGAAGAGAAACGCAGGACCAAGGGCUACGACAUACCCUAUCGCCAGGAUCGCUUCAUAUGCCAGCGCAGAAUACGGCCCUACAAGAAAUACUGGUCCUACGUCGGAUCGGACGCCUGCUGGCAUUGCAGUCUUCGCAAGCAAAAGAUAGAAGUGGAGCGAAAGAUCAUAAACCUUCGUGGGAAUGAAAGUCGAAUGGGAGCAGAGCUUCAGCUUUAUACGAAGAGGGAAGGUCUCGAGUAUUUGUCCCAACGAAAUCUGUCAGACGACCCAACCGCCUCCGACGUUUCACCUACUACAAGCGACGAACAGCCUUCAUAUCCUACAGCGAUGGAUAAAGGCAAGGGGAGAGCAGGCCCAGAGGAUCUGUCAUCAGAGGCUUCUAGGUCUUCCCCAUUCCUUGGACCGAACCGAAAGGGGACUAUAUACACUGAUUCUGAUGCUCGCAAAGCGGAGGAUAGUGAGAGCAGUGAGCUCAGUGAGAUCAGUGAGCUCAGCGAGAUGGAGCUGGAGGAGAUUGGUGAGGACGAGGAGGAUAUUGAGAUGGGGGACGAUGGUGAGAUAGAGGAGGAUGACGAGAUGGAGGAGAUUGGUGAGAACGAGGAGGAUGUUGAGAUGGGGGAGGAUGGUGAGGUUGAGGAGGAAAGUCAGAGCAGUGAGGAGAGUCAGAGCAGUGAGGAGAGUGAGAGUAGUGAGGAGAGUGAGAGCAGUGAGGAGAGUGAGAGCAGUGAGGAGCCUAUGGUACCAUAUGCCGAGUCGACCCGUACAAGAGAUGCAACAAUUGCAACUCUGGCUGAAUGGAUGGCCAGGAGGCGCAGGAGGCGCAUGAGGCGCUGGAGGCGUAUGAGGCUCAGGAUUAACCAGUCAUAA
Messenger RNA from Fusarium subglutinans, 987 nucleotides. RefSeq lists its product as uncharacterized. The coding region runs from base 1 to 987 and encodes 328 amino acids. NCBI's taxonomy places the organism in Eukaryota, Fungi, Ascomycota, Sordariomycetes, Hypocreales, Nectriaceae. The transcript has 2 exons. The record is from RefSeq and is a predicted model, not a curated record.